Messenger RNA from Cordyceps militaris CM01, 1710 nucleotides. RefSeq names its product AMP-binding domain protein. The record is from RefSeq and is a predicted model, not a curated record. Lineage: Eukaryota; Fungi; Ascomycota; Sordariomycetes; Hypocreales; Cordycipitaceae. Bases 1 to 1710 code for a protein of 569 amino acids. The transcript is spliced from 5 exons.
AUGUCGGGCCCUCCGUCGCGCAUCCGGUCCAUCCUCAACCAUCUACUCCCGGGCGCCGCCUCGCCCCCGGCGCACAUUCACCACCUCUCGCCGACUUUUUUUCUGGAGCGCGCCGCGUCCAUUGAGCCCGAUGCCGAGGCCGUCGUCCAUAUAACCGCCAACGGCGUCGGCCUCCGCCGCUCGUACCAGCAGACAGCGGAUCGCGCCCGCGGCCUGGCCUACUACCUCAAGAAGCGCGGCCUGAAGCGCGUCGGCAUCCUCGCCCCCAACACGCCCGCGUUUUUGGAGUCGCUGUAUGGCAUCGUCGCGGCCGGCGGCGUCAUUGUGCCCGUCAACUACCGCCUCAAGCCCGAUGACAUUGCCUAUAUUCUAGAGUUUGCCGAGGUCGACUCCAUCAUUGUGGAUGACGAGUUUGCCGAGCUGCUGAGUAGCUACAGAUCAAAGCACAGCAAAGUGCCUAUUAUUGUGGAUAAUGAUACAGAUGUUGUGAGCGGCCCGCAAGCAGGUCAAUACAACCAAGCUGUCAUAGAGGGCCUUGCCUAUGAUGCCGAACAAGGUAGCAAAGGCUGGUCCGGUCUUCACGCACACGCAGAGAACGAGGAUGACAUGCUCGCCAUCCCCUUCACCUCUGGAACGACGUCCAAACCCAAAGGCGUCGUCUACACCCACCGAGGUGCCUACCUUGCCGCCGUCGCAAACAUCAUCGAGUCUGGUCUCAACCAAGGGCGCUGUAAAUAUCUGUGGACGUUGCCCAUGUUCCACGCCUGUGGAUGGACGUUUCCCUGGUCCAUUGUCGCCGUACGCGGUGUCAACGUGUGCCUGCGCAAGAUUGAUUAUCCCACCAUCUGGCGCCUCCUCAAGGAGGAAGGCGUCACUCACUUUAACGCCGCCCCGACAGUCAACACGUUGCUAGUUGCUGCCAAGGAAGCUUCCAAGCUCCCACAUCCAGUUCAAGUGACCGUCGCUGCCAGUCCACCCACUGGUCACUUAUUUGAGCAAAUGACCAAGCUCAACCUCAUGCCUGUGCACGUGUACGGCAUGACGGAAACAUAUGGUCCCAUCACCAAGUGCUAUACAAUGCCUGAGUGGGAUACUCUCCCGCCCGCGGAAAAAUACGCCAAGAUGGCGCGCCAGGGCCACGGCUUCAUCACCAGCCUGCCGAUCCGCAUCAUCAAGCAGGACCAGCCCGAUGGAGUGCUCAUCGACGUGGCCAAAAACGGCAAGGAGAUUGGCGAGAUUGUCUUUUUCGGCAACAUUUGCGCCAAGGAGUACUACAAGGACGCGGCCGCCACGCGGACGCUGUUUGCUGGGGGCGCGCUGCACUCGGGCGACCUCGCCGUGUGGCACCCCGACGGCAGCGCGCAGAUCCUGGACCGGGCCAAGGACAUCAUCAUCUCGGGCGGCGAGAACAUUUCGUCGGUGGCGCUCGAGAGCAUGCUGGUGCAGCACCCGGACGUGCUCGAGUGCGGCGUCGUGGCGGUGCCGAGCGAGCAAUGGGGCGAGGUACCCAAGGCGUACGUGACAGUCAAGGAGGGAAAGGCUCUGCAGGGCGCGGACCUUAUUGCGUGGGCUCGAGGGAAUAGCGCUAUCAGCCGGUUCAUGGUGCCCAAGGAAGUCGAGGUGGUGCCGGACCUGCCAAAGACGAGCACGGGCAAGAUUAAGAAGAAUGAUUUGCGCGAUUGGGCCAAGAAUGGUCGCAAGUCUGUGUAG